Trichechus manatus latirostris (Florida manatee) is the source of this 6105-nucleotide messenger RNA. RefSeq names its product probable polyketide synthase 1. NCBI's taxonomy places the organism in Eukaryota, Metazoa, Chordata, Mammalia, Sirenia, Trichechidae. Gene Ontology annotation, molecular function: transferase activity. The record is from RefSeq and is a predicted model, not a curated record. The coding region runs from base 1050 to 4073 and encodes 1007 amino acids. The transcript is spliced from 2 exons.
GUAAGUCAAAUGUUGUUUCUUCUAACUGGCUUGCUUACUUGUUGCUUGGUUUCAGGAGAUUGUGAAACAGCUCUCUGUGGUGGAGUGAGCUGCAUGUUAGACCCUGCAGUUAACGUCGUGUUGAGUAAAGCCAAACUGAUAUCUCCAGAGGGUGUGAGUAAACCCUUUUCCAAAAAGGCAGAUGGAUAUGGACGAGCAGAAGGUUGUGGUGUUGUCCUGCUGAAACCUCUAAGGAAGGCACUAGAAGACCAUAACAGAAUCUGGGGAGUCAUUGCUGCCAUUGCUGUCAAUCAGGAUGGACGAUCGGCUACUCCCAUCAUCAGACCAUCUCAGGAGCAGCAGGAGAGGCUCCUCCAGAGCAUCUAUUCAGCUCACAUUGACCCACUGAGUGUGCAGUAUAUCGAGGCUCAUGGCACAGGAACAUCCGUUGGGGAUGUCACUGAAGCUGAGAGCUUGGGAAAUGCUGUUGGAAGGAACAGGCCAGGGGGAUCCCCCGCUCUGAAGAUCGGGUCAGUGAAAGGCAACAUCGGCCACAGUGAAUCUGCAGCGGGAACAGCUGGCCUCAUUAAAGUCCUUCUGAUGAUGCAACAUGAAAAGAUUGUCCCAUCUUUGCACUAUUCAGAGAACAUAAGCAGCAUCGACACUAAGAGAUUAAAUCUGUCCAUUCCAACAAGUCUAGACGCUUGGGAAGAGCCCCGAGAAUUUGGCAGAGGAGCUGGGGUUAACAGUUUUGGAUUUGGGGGAACCAACGUUCAUGUUGUCAUUAGACAGUUGAAGCAGCAAUCCCAGAAUCUCCCUUUGAGGAGGCCAUGUGAAAUAUUUUUACUCUCUGCAGCCUCCAGGAAAUCCCUCCAGCUCACCAUGGAAGACACAGCUCGUCAUCUGGACCAAAGUGUCCAAGUUUCGCUGCAAAAUCUGGCUUACACAUCAGCCUGCAGAAGGAGCCAUGUGAGCUACCUGUACAGGAAAGCAUUUGUAACCACUUCCAUGGAGCAACUAAGGCAACAGCUGCAAUUAGCUGCCAAGGAGGAAAUGGCUCCAACUCAGAGAUGCCCUCAGCUGGUAUUCGUGUUCUGUGGAAAUGGACUCCACUACCAAGGAAGGGCAAGACCCUGCUUAAGUGUGAACCAGUGUUCAGAGAAAAGUGCCACGAAAUUGCCGAUUUGUUUCUCCAGUAUAAACCAACAAGUCUCCUGGAGUUAAUAGAAAAUGACUCUGCAGAUUUUUCUGAUCCCGAAAUAGCCCAAUCUCUCCUCUUCAUGCUUCAGGUAGCUUUGGUGACUCUCCUGAAAUUCUGGGGCAUUGAGCCUAAUGUCAUGUUGGGUUUCUCAGUGGGAGAAGUUGCAGCUGCCCACUGUGCAGGGGUCAUUUCCCUGGAAGAUGCAGUGAAAGUGAUCCACUUCCGGAGCAGUUUACAGGCAAAGGUGGUUGGAGGGAAAAUGGUGGUGGUUGGAAACAUUCCUGUGGAGGAAAUCUCAGAUGUUCUAGUCUCAUUCUCCAGAAGGGUGUGCAUUGCAGGCUUCAGCAGUCCUUGUUCCUGUAUUCUGUCAGGAGACGCAGAUGCUAUAACCAGAUGUCAAGAGGAGCUGGCUCAGCGGUUUGAGAAAAGGAAUAUAUUUCUGUGCCCGGUAUCCACUCCAGCUGCGUAUCACAGUUACAUGAUGGAUCCAAUACUUGAGGACAUUGAAGAGAGUAUUGGGAAUUUGGUGAGGAGAGAGCCGAAGGUGGAACUGAUUUCAACAGUGACAGGUGAAGCAGCUUCUGAAGAAGAUUUUACCACUGGCAAAUACUGGUCCAGGAACGUUCGAGAGCCCACAAAUUUGGCACAGGCUAUCACAACUGCAGCCAAAGGAAGGGAAAAUGCUAUAUUUGUUGAAAUAACCCCGAAGAGAGCUUUUCAAAAAAACAUCAGGGAAAACUUAGGUGAAGAAACCAUUGCCUUUUCUUCUUUACAACCAAAUAAAGAGUACGAGACUCUUUUUGAUUUGGUAAAAUCUCUAUUUGAAUUUGGACACAAUCUUAAUUGGCCAUGCUUUUAUAGAGGUUUGAAAACAACUCCCACAGAUUACCCGAGAUAUCAGUUUGAUCACAAGAAUCUGAAAACUUAUUUGAAGAGUCUUCAGUUACAGAACAAAAUUGCUUACUCCUAUCACCCUCUUAUUGAUAGUGCCAAUGACGGUUUAAAUUUCACCUGCUUCAUAACUCAGGAUAGAGCACCCUAUGUUUUUGAGCACAAAGCCAAUGCGACUCCCUUUGUUCCUGGUUCCUGUUUUGUGGAGCUUGGCUUGGCUUGUGUGAUGGGCAGUUUAAGGCCCAGAGUACCUCUGAGUACAUGUCAGGUAAGAGUGGAGUUCUUAGCUCCCUGUGUGAUUAGCCAAAAUUUCUUAAAUAUAAAAGUAAAGUUGGAAGCAGAAGAAACAAAAACAAAAUUUGAAAUAACCUCUUCCUCAAGUGGAGUUUAUGCAAGAGGGGAAGUUACAAAAAUCAAAAAAACUGUGAGUGAAAAACAACAUAUUUCUCUUGGGAGCAUCUUUCAAAGGUGUAAGUUGAUUCUAACCAGUGAUGAAGUUUAUGAAAAACUCCUCCAUCAUGGUUUUCAGUAUGGAGCCAUCUUCAAACGGUUAAACAUAAUUUCAUUUUGUGAUGAGCUGAAGGAAGGCAUAACAACCAUCAAAGUUACUGAAGAUCUCCGAAGAGAAAUGUAUGAAUAUCAUAUCCAUCCAGUGUUAUUAGACUGUUUCUUGCAAAUGGGUCUAGUCAUGGCCACAAGAGACAAAAAAAUUGGAGGAAAAACUGGUUUUCCGUCAAAGAUAGGCAAGCUGACAGUUUUAAAAACUUUCGAAGUGGAAAUGAAUAUAUACGUAAAAGUAAUUAAAUAUACAGAAGACUACUUUGAAGUGUGUGGGUUCUUUAUAGACAAAUACGGUUCCAUCUUAGCAAGACUAGAAGAGAUUGGAUUCACGUAUAGUAAACAAAGACAAUCUAAUGAUAACUUCCUUCUAGAAAACAUAUGGAAGCAAAUAUCACUCAUUCAGAUGCUUGGGAACUCUGGUGAAGUACCUCCAUGCCUAGUUCUAAUGGACACAUUUGGAAUAGCUCAACAGCUUAAAAAGUAUUUGCCUUGUGACUCCAAGUAUAUUGGGUUUCAGGAAUGGGAAGCAAGUCAAGAUUCAGAGAUGAGAGUAGGUGAUAUGAUGAAAACUGAAAUCAAGAACUUCCAUCAUGUUUUAUUUAUGUGGAGAAUUAAAAAACUAAAUGAAGAGAUCCCAGGAAUACUUCUUCAAUACCUAACAAAAUGCUGUGAGGCAUUUCGUCAACUUAUUGUGGCCUUAAAAGACCAAAAUGUUGAUUGUUCUGUGACAGUAAUCACUUACAGAACAACAAGAAAUGUGGAUCACAUUAAUCCAGGAUUUGUUCUCUCUGGCAUGACAAGAGCCUCUUUGAUUGAAGUGCCAAAUAUUAUGUUUCGAAUGAUAGAUAUUAGUGAUACAAGCCCACAGAAUAUAGCAAGUUUAGCAGACGCUAUUAUUAAAUGUGAAGGGAAGGACUAUCCAGAACUCUGUAUUGACCAGGGGAGAAUAUUCAUUUCUGAAAUCAGGCAAACUUCCUUUGAAAGGAUUUAUGAAAGCCAACCUCACAAGAGCCACCAGAACUCUGAGAUGUUCACUCUAUGUACCUCAGAUCCCUACAAUGUAGUAGAGGUGACAGCCAUGAUCGGAAGAUACAAACUCACACCAUUUAGUGACCAAUCUGUGGAAGUUGAGAUGGAUAAAAUCUGCAUCCACUCAGAAGAUUAUUUUCCUGUUAGCACAUCUAGCUGUAGUUUUGGUAAUACAUUGUAUUGGGCUGGUGACACAAUGGAGAAACAUAAAUUAGUGGCACUGGACUUCAGCGGUACUGUAACAGCCAUAGGCAAGGAUGUUAAAGAAGUGAUGGUUGGUGAUCACAUUGCCACCUGUUUUCCUCUUGUGGCAUCAUCAAAGGUCUCACUUCCUGAGACUAUAUGCUUUCACAGCAAGAAGUUUCCAGUAUUUAGAAAUGUACCCUGUGCAUCAUACUUCAUAAUAGCUUAGAAAAUUCUCACCCAGAUAUUACCAAAUGCCAAGCAUCUCUCCACACUUGCUGUCAUCUCCCCACAGCCAGGAUCAGCUCUAGGCGAGGUGCUAACCUUAGCUGCUAAGGAAGUGGGCUGGGGAGCCACACUUGUCUCACUCUCUGCUGGUCUGUGGCAAAAAGUGGGACAGUGCCAGGCACUCAUUUUCCUGCCACCACUGGAAGAACUCUCCAAAGAAACACUCUACAACCUUCCCCACCUCCGAGAUGUGGUAUUCGUAUGUGGCCAACACCAGCCUGAAUUUGUACGGCAAUUAUUGUAUAAUGUUCACAGUCACAUCCAGCUCCACAUCCUAAAUCUUAGCCAGGUUUUACAGAAAUCCUGUCUGAUAGCAUCCAGUAGAUCUGUCUGCCAGUGGCUAAAAUCAAUGAAUUUGAUAAAUAAUUUAAAUUUGGCACACUCUCUUUUUCAACAAAAUGCUUUGGCCAAUCCUGCCUUGUCUUCGUAUUUCACAUGUGUGGCCAUCCCUCUGGCUGUGUUGAAAGUCAGUGUUUCAGAAUGUCAACUUUCACAAAUACCUAUGUGUGAAGAAGGGAGAAAACUCUUCAAGGCAAAUGGAGUGUAUGUUGUGUCAGGGGGGCUGUCUGGCCUUGGGUUUGAAACUGUGAAGUUUAUCGUACAGAAAGGAGGUGGUUCUGUUGUGAUUCUUUCACGGCAAAAUCCAACGUCUCAACAGUUGAAAGAAAUGCAAUUGCUGGAAAAUCAGAAUGAAGGAUGCAGGAUUGUCAGCCUGCGGUGUAAUGUUGGUUUUCAUUCUGAGGUGGAAAAGGCAGUAAAUUCAAUAAAAAAGAUCUUUCCAAAGAGUGAAAUAAAAGGUGUAUUUCAUAGUGCUGCAGUCUUGGAUGAUGGGCCCCUCGAAGCUCUCAACGUCUCUCGAUUUGAGAAAGUGUUAAGCCCCAAAGUAGCUGGAGCAGUAAAUCUUCACCUUGUGACCAGAGGGCAGGAACUUGAUUACUUUGUGUGCUACUCGUCUGUUUCUUCCUUUCUUGGGAAUGCAACACAAGCCAACUAUGCCGCUGCUAACUCUUUCCUGGACAUCUUCUGCCACUAUCAGAGGAACUGUGGUCUUGCUGGCCAGUCAAUUAACUGGGGAGCCUUGAAUCUUGGGUUACUGCUAAACAAACACCACCUUCACAGUGCUUUAGCCACCAAAGGAAUACUUCUACUUCAAAUACCUGAAAUCCAUGAGUACCUUGAAAAAUGCUUACUUCUGAAUAAUUCACAACAAACUGUAGUCAAACUUGACUUCAGGAAAUUACAGGAAUUCUUUUCCCAAGUUCCAUCUCACAGAAUUCAUUUCUUCAGAAUUUCUGAAGAGGAAUUUGAUUCUCUGGAAGACUCACGCGUGGCUUUUACUCAUUCUUUAUCUAAGAUAUCAACAGAUGAGUAUAUCACUUCUUUAGUUAGUGAAUUCAAGAACACAAAUGUCAAAGCCAUCACAAUGUCCACAUCGCUAACCUCAUUAGGCAUCGACUCAGUAUCAGCUAUGACUAUUCAAAGUAAACUCUUUCAUGAUCUAAAGGUUCAAAUUCCUCUAAUUAAACUACUUGAUCCAGAUGCAACUCUGCAAACCUUAAAAUUGUUUCUGGAGGAACAAGCAAAGAAGAUUUGAAAUAGAAAUGAUCACAAUCCACAAAAAAUGUUUUGCUUUUUGUUUUUCAUUCAUGCAGCAUGCUGGAUUAGAGUGAAAAUAGAAGUACAAAAUUAUGAACAUGAUUCAAUUAAGAUUGUGUUAGCUUACCUAAAAUUACGUAUUUUUUUCCUAAAAAAUUCUGUCAACUUUGAUAAAUAUUAAAAUUGACAUUCUAAACUAACUUAAUUCAUUUGAAUUGCUAUAUGUUAGUAAGCAUUCCUUAUAUUAACUCACUUUAUUAUACCAGGCUCAAUUGGAAACCUUUAAUUAAAAUAAAAAUUUUAUGUUCACUAAUCAAAGAGUAAGUUUUGUUAAAUUUAGUGGAUUGUUUGCUUAUCUGGGGAAUCUGUACAAAAUU